This is a messenger RNA of Lagenorhynchus albirostris (white-beaked dolphin), 1353 nucleotides long. It is a transcript of the gene ARL16, whose product is annotated as ADP ribosylation factor like GTPase 16. Lineage: Eukaryota; Metazoa; Chordata; Mammalia; Artiodactyla; Delphinidae. Bases 16 to 579 code for a protein of 187 amino acids. The record is from RefSeq and is a predicted model, not a curated record. The transcript is spliced from 5 exons. Gene Ontology annotation, molecular function: GTPase activity; GTP binding.
GGAGCGGGGAGCGGGAUGUGUCUUCUGCUCGGGGCCACGGGUGUGGGGAAGACGCUGUUGGUGAAACGCUUGCAGACUAUCCUUCCGCGCCGGGUCGGGGGGAUGGGGCCUGGGGCGCAGCUGAGCUCCCGGGAUGGGAAGGGCGACCUGGGCGAUCUUCCCCCCACGCGGCCCACGGUGGGUACCAACCUAACGGACAUCGUGGCUCAGAGAAGGAUCACCAUCCGGGAGCUGGGCGGGUGCAUGGGCCCCAUCUGGUCCAGUUACUAUGGAAACUGUCAUUCUCUCCUGUUCAUGGUGGACACCUCUAACCCUACCCAGCUCUCUGCAUCCUGUGUGCAGCUCCUGGCUCUCCUUUCGGCAGAACAACUUGCAGAAGCAUCGGUUCUGAUUCUCUUCAAUAAAAUUGACCUGCCGUGUUACAUGACCAUAGAAGAGAUAAAGUCGUUAAUCAGGCUCCCGGACCUCAUUGCUUGUGCCAAGCAGAACAUCACCACGGUAGAAAUCAGUGCCUGGAAAGGCACUGGCUUGUCAGAAGUGCUGCGCUGGCUCGAGGACACCCACAGAACGAAUGGUUGACUGCAGGGCCGAGAAGCGUGGCUGGCCUGCUCUGUGGCAAGAAGGCAGAAGCAAGCAUUACUUGGCCUCUGGCCAUCUGCUGCUUUUAUAAGGGCAGGAUAAAUCCUAGAAGAUGGGGUUCUGUGCUGAGUUGCAGUGAUGGGUAAACUGAGGCACCCAGGUUAUAGAAUUCCUGACAUCUGCCCUCUGGCUCCAGAGCUGGGAGAGGAGGACAGGCCUUCCAGGUGGCUUGUGUCCUACACCAUCCUGGGAUGGUUCCAGGGGAUUUGUUCCCCUGCCCACCAGGAGAGCUGCUCUCUCAACUCUGAUACAAGCUCCAACCUGUUGAGUUUCUGAUACCUUGACAGUACAAGGAAGCUUGUGGGAAAACACCUAUUGCUUGGUGCAUUUGUGUCCUAGGGCCUCUGUAACAAAUCGCCACAAAUGGUGGCUUGCAGCAGCAUAAACUUACAUUCACGGUGCUGGAAGCCAGAAGUGUGGAGGCUCUGAGGGAGAAUCCAUUCCCUGCUUCUAGUGGCUGCUCGUGCCGCUUGGUGUUGUUGGCUUGUGGCUCGCGGGACUUGAAUCUCUGCCUCUGUCUUCACGUGGUCUUCUCUCCUCUUUUUAUAAGGAGGAUGUAGGGCCCACCCUAAAUCCAAGGUGAUUUCAUCUCAAGAUCCACAGUUACAUGUGCAAAGAUCCUUCUUCCAAAGGUCACCUUUGCAUGUUCCGGGGGUUACAACUUGGACGUAUCUUUUGGGGCCACUAUUAAACCUACUGCAGUCUAGUAAGAAA